Mycena citricolor is the source of this 4338-nucleotide messenger RNA. The record is from the annotation of a GenBank genome assembly. NCBI's taxonomy places the organism in Eukaryota, Fungi, Basidiomycota, Agaricomycetes, Agaricales, Mycenaceae.
CGAUGAUAAAUCUUAGAGUAAAUCCUCUCCCUCAUCCUGCGCUCGUUGACUACAACUCGCACAUCGUAUAAUCCAGCCUUCAAAAACCUCGUUGCGUAAGGUUUUCAUUACCACUGACACCGGGAUGUCACAUUCCACCAAUCGCAUUUUGGGGCCCUGCGCGCUGGCUCUCUCCUCUUUAACACCAUUCCAGAUCACAUUCCUCCAAUCUCUUCCAAAAGCAGAACUCCACGCCCAUCUCAAUGGAUGCAUUCCCAUAUCCACCCUUCAAGACAUGGCGCGGGAGGCCAACGCAGGAAGGGAACGAGAAUCGAUUCCAGAGGGCAUCAAAGUUCUCGCAGACGGCGUGGUGCUGGAUCAGCUGGGUGACUUUUUCGGUCUUUUCCCGGCCAUAUACGCCCUGACGUCGAGUCCGUCGAGCCUGCGUCGCGCGGCGAGGGCCGUCUUGGUCGACUUCCUCGGUGACGAUGUGUCGGGCGCCGCCCCCGGGGCCCAGUGCGCAUACCUCGAGCUUCGGAGCACACCGCGUGAGACGGCAGAGAUGUCGCGCAUGCAAUACGUGUGUGCGGUAUUAGACGAGGUGGAGCGUUAUCCGGCUGAUCGGGCUGCGCUCAUAGUCAGUCUCGAUCGCCGCAUGAGUGCCGAGGUGCUUGAGGAGUGCAUCGAUGUGGCGUGCGCGCUGAGGAAAGCUGGUCGCAGGGUUGUCGGUGUCGAUCUAUGUGGGGAUCCGCAGGCCGGUGACAUGGAUAUCCUCGGCGAGUAUUUCGCGCGCGCUAAAGCUGCCGGGCUCGGAAUCACUCUCCACAUCGCAGAGACGGAAGCGAACAGUGACGCUGAAACUAUGCGGCUGCUCUCAUAUCUGCCGAAUCGACUCGGUCACGCGACAUUCCUCAAUGCCGAAGCCCGCGAAUUCGUGCGAAAGAACGACAUGUGCAUCGAGAUCUGCCUCUCUUCGAAUCUGCUAUGCAAAACAGUCUCGACUCUCGAGGCUCAUCACAUCCGAUACUACUUGCAGCACAAGCACCCGAUUGCCAUCUGCACCGAUGACACGCUCCCGUUCUGCAACUCCUUGAUGGGUGAAUAUGCCCUGCUUCUUGCGGCCCCGCCCCUGGGGUUGGGUUUGAGCGAAGCAGAGGUGACGGAACUGGCGCGUAUGAGUGGAAGUGCCAGAUUCCCGCUCUAGUUUGUCAUUGAAAUGUGGCUGGAUGAUAGACCAUCCAUUUAUGAAGAGUGCUUCCAUGCGCCCCAUGUCGAGACCCAUAUGUGUUUUCCCAUGUGGUCCGUUGCUUGUUCGGCGUGAGUUCCGCCCGGUUAGUGAUCAUUGUCAAGCAAUUGAUAUGGGACACUGAAACCAGGGGGUACCUGAUUUGCUGGCACACAUGUCGUUAUUGACAAACACCCAUGACAGUUUAGAUCAUCUUCGGGAUAGCUCCACAGUCCAGACACGGGCGCGCCAAAACCUCGCAUCUCAGCCUAGCAGGGGCCUAGUACCGUGGAGGUCAACCUUCCCCGAUGAAAGAUAAGCCUAGGAGCGCGCAGAAUGUGUCUACAGGGCAAAUCGCGUGGACAUGCACACCUUGUUUUGAUGAACCUGUGAAGCGCUGAUACAUCAUUGUUGAUCCCGACACCGACAUGUUCGGAUUGGCCAAGCGGCAUGGCCCCCUCACAGAAAUCGGCUUGAUCCGACUUGGGCAUAUGCUCAGCGGUAAAUUGAUUGCAAUCAGGCAGGCAUGUACAUACGUGAUUUGUUGGCAUGCCAUGCCAAAAUGCCUGUUGGCUUAUGGCCAAACAAAUGCACUCUCUGUGAGAGCAAUUACAGAACUCCGUUGUCAACACAAGCUUGCUGUUAGAUAUGCAAGCAGUGGUCAAGGAUUUGUAAAAUAGAUCGAACCAUCUCUCAGGAUCCUUAACACACAGAAAAUGGCUUUUUUCAGACAUAUAGACGAGCGGAACUGAGUCCUUGUUCAACGUAACAUACAACCACAUUGUAAUUUCGCGCAAUUAACAAGCUAGGUAUAGCUUGGGGAUCUACUGGCGCCCCUGAAGGUUGCACAGUUCAUGGUUCCAGUGGAAAUACGAGAACUGCUCCAAAGCAUAAGAAGAGAUACCGGGACUAGAACUGCAGACCUGCCUUGGAAGGAAUGUCUCUUACACUCCCAAGUGCCCUUCCAUUUGACCUCGCUCUUGACCGUCUGUAUCUUCUCCCCGCCCUUGCUCUGGAAAUCGUUCCGCACGCCCAGCUGCUCGCCCCACACCUCAUGCACCUGCACCCCCUUCACCGCUACGCCGUACCCGAACUCGACCGGCACCUCGAACGCGUCGGUCGGGUGGCGGUUCACGAUCGCCACGCGGACCUCCUUGCCGUCGGGCGACAGCACGGCCGACGCGUCGAUCCAGUUCAGCGGGUGACCGGAGGCGUGCGCGGGCGGGGACGGGACGUGUUUCGCGAGGCUCGCGAUCCAGGGCGGGACGGUCGGUCCCGAGUAGACGUCCGACGCGGCGGAGGUGGUGACGUUGAUAUUCAGCGCCGUGCCCUGCAUGAGUGUCGCGAAAAGUUGGAGAGGGUAGUAGGUUGUCUAGGCGGAGAUGAGAGCUGGACCAGCAGAUAUCAGGAACUCGAACCUGCUUGAAUAGGCCUUCAGGAGACGUGACGAUCUGAUAUUAUCAGAACAAGAAAAAGAGGCACAGAUCAACAAACCGGUGAGAUAACGUUCACGCUCUGGGCAAUGCAUGCGAUCUUUACGACGUCUGCUUUCCGGACGAAAACGUUCAACCAUGAAGCGACCGCUGUUGUGGCGUCAGAGAGUGGGUCAUCAGCGCCGGACGACUCACCCAGAGCGUCUGAUAAAUCGUAAUGCUCCUCUGCACCCUUUUCACCAGGGGCUGCGAUAAUUUCAGUGCGCAGCAGCAGGCUUCUAGUACACUCAUCCUACCACGGACGGGAUCCCUAGACUCGCGAUGAGUGUUGUUUUUCGUAAAAGAAAAAACAGAAAGAGCACACACCAAACGUUCCACUCAUCAAAGCAGACCGACAAGUCCUUUUCCAACUUGCCCUCGAUCUUGGCAAGUUCGAUGAGAGACUUGCUGAUCUCGAUGCCCUUUUCGGCCGCAGCCGCUGCAGAUACCGUCAUAUGGCGUUACUUCAGCAGAGGGAUGAGACCCACGACCAAAUACAUUCACAUCGUGGUUGCCUUCGCUGACGGUAUACACUGCGAUCGGGUGAGAAAGACUCGCGAAAGGUGAAACUGCGCACAGUGAAUCGAGUGGAAAUCUACAACAGGUGCGAGGACUUUCAGCGUCACCCGAUCCCAAUCCGCGAAUCCAGUCUCUGCCAAAGAAAACAACUCAAUGAAAUGCCACAGGCAUGGAGAACAACGCACCUCCGCACGAGAUAAGCUUGAUACUCGGAUCCAACAACCGCAUCGCCUUGGCCCACUGAUAGGCCUUCUUCGCGUAAUCCUCUGCCGUCAUCUGGCCGACCUGCCACGGCCCCCAGACCUCGUUCCCCAGACUCCAGUACUUGACGCCGUACGGCUCCGCGUGGCCGUUCUUGCGGCGCAGAUUCGCAUAGUGGGUGUUCGCGGACGAGUUGCAGUACUCGAGCCACGCCAGCGCGUCCUCGAGCGUGCCGGUGCCCAUGUUGAGGCACAUGUACGGCUCGGCGGACAGCGCGCGGCAGUAUUCCAUGAAUUCGUCUGCGGGAUGUCAGGCGGGGCCCGCAGACUUGAUUGACUCGGCCACACGCACCAGUGCCGAAUUGGUUGCUCUCCUCUGUCAGCCACGCAAGCUCAGGUCGGCGGGGGCGCAGCUCCUUCGGUCCGAUCCCAUCUAUCCAUCUAUGAUCAGGAGCGGCCUCGCGCAAACCUGCCAAGCGACGCACCUUGCCAGCGGUACGAGCUGACGAAGUUUCCCCCCGGUAUCGUACAACGGGCACGUUGAGCGCCUUGAGCGCCGCGAGCGUGUCCUUCCUGAACCCCUUCUCAUCGAUCAGGUCCUUGUUCGGGUUCUCCGGGUCGUAGAUCCCGCCGUAGAUGCAGCGCCCCAUGUGCUCCGUGAAUCCGGAGUAGAUGCGCGGGUCGAUGGGGGCGACGGUGUGCGUCGUGUCGAUGCGGAUGCUGGGGGCCAUGGCUCGUGAAGGCGAUGUCGUGUCGUCGUGGGCGGGGUCUGCGCUCGGCGGCGAGGGCUCAGAUAUAUCUCCAGAGUUCUUGAUGAGAGUGGGGGUCCGGUACCGGACCGCACUGUGGAGCAUCUGACCGAUCGGAACGAGAUGUUUUGCCUCGAGGCUUUGGGUGCCGAUUGGUCCAGACAACUCAGCGAGCUACGGGUGCGACUCAUCUG